AUGGAAAACAGAGAGUACGAAGCAAAUGAUAAAAGUCAUGUGAUGUUCACCUCUCUCGGGAUGUUUAUCGUGGAUGAAGUUCAUUUACUCAAUGGAAGCGUACGGAAAGAUGUCAUGGGAGGAGGCGGGUUGUAUGCUACUGUCGGCGCCAGAAUUGUGUGCGACAAUCCGAGGACGAUAGGCGGAUUUGCUGAUUUUGGAGGAGACAUGGUGGACGACGAUCAUGAGGUCAAGAGAGUAAUUUCGAGUUGGAACACUUUGAUGAAACAGAGGGUCGACAGGAGGAGAUUGACUACCAGAGGACUAGUGAAUUACACCAUGAGCUCGACAGAACAGAUGAGCUUUAGCUAUUUAACACCAAAGAAACGAAUUGGGGUAGCUGAUCUUGAUGAAGAAGAGGAAUUGUUGUACUCCAAGUCUUUUCAUUUAUUGUCAGAUGGACCUAAGUUAAUUGAAAUUGUACAAGGUAUUGUAGAUAAGAGGAAUUGUGCCGAAAAACCUCUAAUCGUCUGGGAACCCUUUGGGGUUUACUGUGUAUCUGCCAGGCUUGAAGAAACAAUAAAAGCCCUGGAACACGUUGACAUAUUUACCCCCAACGCUGCUGAAGCGGCAUGUUUGUUAGGUCGAAGUGAACCCGAGACUAGAGAAGAGAUGGACUUCGUUGCUAAUUCUUUUGUGAAGUACUUAAAGAAACCCAACAGCGCCAUUGUGUUACGCUGCGGAAAACUUGGAUCGCUUACAAUUACUGGAGACAAAAGCUACCACAAAUGGUUUCCUGCGUACCACGAUCCAAAGUUUUCAGAUUUCAAGGUGGUAGACACCACAGGCGGAGGAAACUCAUUCGCAGGAGCUGUUGCUUUCAUGUUUGCCUCAACUGGUAACUGGACAUUGAGCAAUAUAGCCGCUAAUGUUGCCAGUAGUUUUGUCAUAGAACAGCUAGGGGUUCCUGUCUACGAUCCGGUUGAGGACACAUGGAAUGGCGUAGCCACAAGUGCUAGACAGAAGGAGUACAUACGCCGUUACGAGGACGUUGCACUGAACUAG
Messenger RNA from Komagataella phaffii GS115, 1044 nucleotides. RefSeq lists its product as uncharacterized. NCBI's taxonomy places the organism in Eukaryota, Fungi, Ascomycota, Pichiomycetes, Pichiales, Pichiaceae. The transcript has a single exon. The record is from RefSeq and is a predicted model, not a curated record. The coding region runs from base 1 to 1044 and encodes 347 amino acids.